UUUUCUUAAUAAUAUUGCUCUCGUCGAAACCUAAGAUCGGUUCUAAUAGAAACCCUAGGUUAUCUCUAUUCUUCAUCGAUGAAAUCACGAAGAAUGAAAAAAGAAUACAUUCUAAGCUCGGAAAUGCAGAAGAUUCUAGGGUCUCCAUCAAGAAAUGUGACGAAAUCGAGACCAACUUUUUAUUGAUCGUUUUUUCAAGUAUAAAGGUAUAUCUGACAAAUCCGACUAAUUGGAUAUUGAAAUUCAGAAUAAAUAGCACUGAGUGUAUUGCAGAAAGUCGUCAGUCAUCAGCCGUAAAAUCUAUCUACAUCUACAGAGAAACAAUGAACAUCGUUAUUAAUACUCUACUUAUUACCACAUUCCUCUUUUUUCUUAUUAAUAUUCAAUUAAAUGCAAGUAGGCCUGCAGAUACUUCUAAAGAAAUUAAUAAUUCACGUCGAGUGCAAGAGCGUCUUACAUUAUUGCCCGAUGGCACUCCUCUGCAUGUUCUUAUAGGAACUCAUGAGAAUAUUGUUCUGCGAGCUCCCCAAAAUAAUGAUGUCCCUCGCCCUCGAGACCGCAUCGUACUAAUGCCCGAUGGCACUCCUCUGCAUGUUCCUAUAAGAUCUCAUGGGAAUACUGCUCUUCGAGUUCCCAAAAAUUAUGCUGUCCCUCACCCACAAGAACAUAGCAUAGUAUUGCCUGAUACCACUUACUUGCAUGUACAUCAAGCAUCUCAAGAUAAUGCUGCUCAUCGAUCACUCAAAAAUAAUGAUAACCUACAUCGAGAGAAGAAUCCCGGUAGUACCAUAAGUAAACAUCCACGUAUUAAGGAAGAUUCCCAAGAUAUUCCAGGAUGGUUCCUGCAAGUAGGUACACAUUCGCAUAUCAAGAAAGAUUCUGAGAAUGUUCGUAAAAAAAUAUUCCAGGAUUAUUCCUGGAUGUAG
Belonocnema kinseyi is the source of this 926-nucleotide messenger RNA. RefSeq lists its product as uncharacterized. The transcript is spliced from 6 exons. Lineage: Eukaryota; Metazoa; Arthropoda; Insecta; Hymenoptera; Cynipidae. The record is from RefSeq and is a predicted model, not a curated record. Bases 324 to 926 code for a protein of 200 amino acids.